This is a messenger RNA of Fusarium sp. VM40, 870 nucleotides long. The record is from the annotation of a GenBank genome assembly. Lineage: Eukaryota; Fungi; Ascomycota; Sordariomycetes; Hypocreales; Nectriaceae.
AUGGCCAACGAUUUAACCUUUGCCGUGCUUGGCGGUGGCAACUUAGGAACCGCCAUAGCUGCAGGACUCCUCCAUCCCAUCAAGGACACAGACCGCAUCAGUGUCAAACAUCUGUAUGUCACUGUCGCCACCGAGACUUCCCAGCACCGGGUCCAAGGAGAGCUAGGCGAAGACCCAUCAAGACUUACGAUACUGCUUGCAAAAGACAAUGAUCGCGCGGUGCGGGAAGCAGAUGUUGUUAUCAUGGCCUUUAAGCCCGUUAAGAGAGAAGAAGUGUUUGCCGCCCCAGGAAUAAGAGAGGCCUUACAGGGAAAAUUCAUCAUUAGUAUAAUGGCCGGUAUUACAGUCAAGGAGAUAAACCGGCUGGCUCUCGAUACAACCGAACACACAAGCUCAAUUCAGGCCGUGCGAGCUAUGCCCAACAUGGCAGCCAAGAUCCGCGAGGCUGUCACUCUGUAUACGGCUAACCAGGAGACGUUGUCUGAAACAAGCCAGGAGAUUGCCCAAUGGGUCUUCAACCAGGUCGGUGACGCGCAGGUGGUGGACGAGAGCACAUUCGACAUCUCUGCUGUGCUGGUUGGCUGUGCCGGUUCAUUGUUACUGCUCGCAGUAGAUGGUCUCCUCGAUGCCGCUGUUGCCGAAGGAGUCAAGCGGCCAGAGGCGACAAAGAUGGUCAUCAACAGUGCCAUUGGAAUGCUGAAGCUGGUUCCCGCCGGUGAUCACCCAAGCUUGUUGCGGGAGAAGAUUGCAUCCCCAGGAGGCUGUUCGAUAAGAGCGCUUCUAGAGCUGGAAAGGUUGGGAGUUAGAUCGGCCUUUACAAGUGCAAUCUUAGCUGCGGCUGAGAAGUCCAAGGGCCUAUCUCAUCGAUAA